Molecule: messenger RNA, 1570 nt
Organism: Loa loa (African eye worm)
Lineage: Eukaryota; Metazoa; Nematoda; Chromadorea; Rhabditida; Onchocercidae
Product: ADP/ATP carrier protein
Exons: 4
Coding region: 30-953 (307 amino acids)
Biological process (GO): mitochondrial ADP transmembrane transport; mitochondrial ATP transmembrane transport
Cellular component (GO): mitochondrial inner membrane
Molecular function (GO): ATP:ADP antiporter activity
Source: RefSeq, a predicted model, not a curated record
AUUUUCAGCUACUAACCCCAUAUAAACCGAUGUCAUCCGCAACAGCACACCCUAAUGACAAAAACGCAUUUGAUGGAAAAAAAUUCGUGAUUGAUUUGGCAUCUGGCGGCACAGCUGCUGCUGUUUCCAAAACUGCUGUCGCACCCAUCGAACGUGUCAAAUUACUUCUUCAGGUACAACAUGCAUCCAAAACAAUUGAAGCUGAUAAACGUUACAAAGGUAUUAUCGAUGUAUUUAAGCGUGUACCUGCUGAGCAGGGUUUUGCAUCAUUUUGGCGUGGUAAUUUGGCUAAUGUGAUACGGUAUUUCCCUACACAAGCGCUAAAUUUCGCAUUCAAAGAUACUUACAAGAAAAUUUUCGUCGCUGGAUACGACAAAGAUAAAGAUUUCUGGAAGUUCUUUGGCGGCAAUUUAUUAAGUGGUGGUGCCGCAGGUGCUACAUCUCUAUGUUUCGUGUAUCCACUUGAUUUUGCCCGUACUCGUCUUGCGGUUGACGUUGGCAAGGGUGCAACCCGUGAGUUUAAUGGCUUGAUAGAUUGUUUGGCAAAAGUCGUUAAAAGCGACGGUCCAGUUGGACUUUAUCGUGGUUUUAUGGUAUCAGUGCAAGGCAUCAUUGUAUAUCGUGCAGCUUACUUCGGUCUUUUUGAUACAAUCAAAAUGAUGGUUUCUACAGACCAAAAGAAACUCAACUUCUUCGCUGCUUGGAUGAUUGCUCAGGUUGUAACUGUUGGAUCUGGAAUUCUGUCAUACCCAUGGGAUACGGUACGUCGACGAAUGAUGAUGCAGUCUGGUCGCAAAGAAAUACUUUACACAAAUACUUGGGAUUGUGCAAAGAAGGUUGUUGCCAACGAAGGAGUCACAGCACUUUACAAGGGUGCUCUUUCCAACGUCUUCCGAGGCACAGGUGGCGCGCUGGUAUUAGCUAUUUACGAUGAAAUCCACAAAUUCUUAUAAAUUGCCACUUGUAAGAAGUCUAGGUAUUGCGAAGACACGGACGACAUCUGGUUUCCUUUAUCGUGUUUAACAUUAUGACGGGAUUCACUAUCAGCUAUAAUCACGCCCAAGAAGUACACCAUUGUCGUACAUAAUGUUUACUUUUGUCAUUACUAAUUACCUGUACUUCAUUUUACAACUUAGGAUUUGAAAACUGGUCUAAAUAGUGCAUUGCAUGGGGUGUGAGCUUAAACAUUAUUGUUCUGUAAUUUAAAUACUUCACUUCCCAGUAGGAUACCUCACUAUGUUCAUUUCAUUUAUUCUUUAACUACCUCUUUAUAUGUUGUUGCUAGGUUGGCCAUAUAUGGCAGACUGGUAUGAUAUAUGUUUUUCAUAAUUUCGAUAAACUUUGUAGGACGGUGAUACUAUAAGAUCGCAUGCUAUUGACGAAAUAGGUAUUUUGACCUAAUCACGUAGUGCAUCUAACCCAUCUUGUUUCGCAUCUUACAUCUUUCCAAGUGGCUGCAGUUAUGGAAGCAAUUAUUUUAUUAAGAAUCGGAAGUGUUUUAGGAUUUUAUGACUAUUUUCAUUCAACACAGCAUUCUUGAUAAGUGACUCAUCAGCAAGUGAAAAUAUAA